UUUGUUUUUUGCAAUGAAAAUCCAUCAAGUACUGUGAAUUUAGUUCAGAUACAUGUACAGGUGAACACAAAGGAGUCCGCCUACAUGUACACCUUCUUAAGCCCGGUCAAACCACAAAAUAUCAACAUAACGUGCCAAAGUUCUUCAGUCGGUGACAUGGAAUUCUGACAUCAUUUUUACGUACAUCCAAUUAGGUUGAUCAUUGACAAACAUUGUCAGUUAUUAAUAGUUUUAUGUCAAAUUUUAUUAGCUACACGAGAAACAGGCAUUGCCGUGUUGUUAAUUGAAGUGAUUACAUCUGUGUCUAACGAAUUCCACGACCCCAGUUAGUAGAAAUCUCGGUCAAAAUUCACAAUGGUUGGCGAUGCCCGUUCCCCCCGCUCUUUUCUCGACCCACGAGAACGGUGGACCGGUGUAGCAAUUCUAUUCUUAUUUCAGGCAAUUACUGCAGACCAUUACGAGUGUCCAGACGGAUGGGUCCGAUUCCAAGACUCCUGUUUCUUCUUCAGUAAAACCCGGGCCACGUGGGCUUCAUCAUCAUACGUAUGUGCCGAGCUGGGAGGGACCUUGGCUCACAUGGAGACACAGGAUAAAAGCGAUUUUCUGGAGAACUUUGUCCUGAACCAAGCUUAUAUUGGAUGUAUAAACGACAGAGAGGUUCGCUUCCUAGAUGGCGAGUUUCACUACAGUGACUCUAUGACAAAUAGAAUGUGUACAGUAAAAUGCAGAAAAAGAUUCUAUGAUUUUUCAGGAACACAGUAUUUCGGACAGUGUUUCUGUGGGAACGUAUCGUGGGAGAAGUUCCAGAGUUAUGGCCCGUCCCCAGAGGACCAGUGUACGCUACCCUGUCAUGGUGAUAAGCAGGAACGGUGCGGGGGUCACUGGAGGUCAUCGGUAUAUUUAACAGGUGGCCGAAAACACUGGGUAGGGGGGACAGAUAUGAUGGAGGAGGGAAAGUGGGCGUGGUUUCCCGGCAAUGAACCUGUGACGUAUACUGAUUGGCUUCCGACAGAACCAGACAACAAAUUACAUUCGUCGUUAGAGAAAGAACACUGCAUGACAUUGUUGCCAAGCUCACAUAAUGUUUACCAAUGGAGUGACGAAAUAUGUAGCGAGCUAUUGAAUUUCAUAUGUGAGAGAAUCGCUAUAAGGUCGGGUGUUUAAUGGAUUAUGGUACGGUGGUUUGUUCGUUUGCAGCAGUCACGUGAAUGGUCGCUUGCAAUUGUCACGUGUAUGAUCGUUUAAAAAUAGUUUUCAUAUAUUUAGUUAUCAAUAACACAAAACAAUUUUCUUCCUCCUUGUAAUAAAAUAUAUAUAAUAAGGGAAAGGUAAGUUAAAUGUAAAAAUGUAUGUAGAGAAUGUAUUUACAAUAUAUGUUUCAUUCGCAUAUCUUAAUCAAAUUUUAUGAAACUUCGUUUAUCUUAUUUGAAAACUUGCUUGUAUCGCGUUUAUUGCAUAUUGACUGAGUGUGAAGACCGU
Molecule: messenger RNA, 1479 nt
Organism: Magallana angulata
Lineage: Eukaryota; Metazoa; Mollusca; Bivalvia; Ostreida; Ostreidae
Product: C-type lectin domain family 3 member A homolog
Exons: 6
Coding region: 355-1164 (269 amino acids)
Cellular component (GO): plasma membrane
Source: RefSeq, a predicted model, not a curated record